Messenger RNA from Siniperca chuatsi (mandarin fish), 931 nucleotides. RefSeq names its product cholesterol 25-hydroxylase (gene ch25h). Gene Ontology annotation, molecular function: C-4 methylsterol oxidase activity; iron ion binding; steroid hydroxylase activity. The coding region runs from base 48 to 806 and encodes 252 amino acids. The record is from RefSeq and is a predicted model, not a curated record. Lineage: Eukaryota; Metazoa; Chordata; Actinopteri; Centrarchiformes; Sinipercidae. The transcript is spliced from 2 exons. Gene Ontology annotation, biological process: sterol biosynthetic process; cholesterol metabolic process.
UGAAACUGUUGCUCUCAGACUCAGAGACUGAACCGAUCUGUUGCAGGAUGUUGCUGCAGCCUCUCUGGAACUUCGUCAUGGGACACUCGUCCCUCCUGCACUCACCUUUCUUCCCCGUCUUCUUCUCCUUGUCCGUCUACCUGUCCUUCUGCCUGCCCUUCCUGGUGCUGGACGUGCUGUCCUCCAGGUGGGCCCUGGUGCGCAGGUACAAGCUGCAGCCUCAGAGCUCCAUCAGCUGGGCCUCACUGCGGAGCUGCCUGGCUCUGACGUUCUACAACCACGUGGUCUUCAUCUUCCCGCUGACCGUGAUGAACUGGUACCUGAGGCCCGUCGACCUGCCCGAGGAGGCCCCGUCCCUGCCUCGCUUGCUGGCCCAGGUGCUGGUCUGCCUGCUGCUCUUCGACUUCCAGAGCUUCAUCUGGCACCUGCUGCACCACAAAGUGCCCUGGCUCUACCGCAACUUCCACAAGGUGCAUCACACCUACACCUCCACCUCCGCCCUCACCGCUGAGUACUCCGGAGCCUGGGAGACUCUCAGCCUGGGCUUCUUCGCCGCCGCCAACCCCCUCCUGCUGGGCUGCCACCCGCUCACCGAGCUGGCCUUCUUCCUGGUGAACAUCUGGCUGUCGGUGGAGGACCACUGCGGCUAUGACCUGCCCUGGGCCACCCACCGCCUGGUGCCGCUAGGGCUGUACGGCGGGGCCCGCCACCACGACAUCCACCACCUCAAGUCCAAGUACAACUUCGCCCCCUACUUCACCCACUGGGACCGGCUGGCUGGGACGCUGUGCACACAGCAAGACUGAACUGUGGAGAGUUUCUGACCUGAAGGUUUCCUGACCUGAAGGUUUCUGACCUGAAGGUUCCUGACUUGAAGGUUCCUGACCUGAAGGUUUCUGACCUGAAGGUUUCUGACCUGAAGGUUCCUGAC